This is a messenger RNA of Cynoglossus semilaevis (tongue sole), 2061 nucleotides long. It is a transcript of the gene prodhb, whose product is annotated as proline dehydrogenase (oxidase) 1b. Gene Ontology annotation, cellular component: mitochondrion. Gene Ontology annotation, molecular function: FAD binding; proline dehydrogenase activity. The coding region runs from base 208 to 2061 and encodes 617 amino acids. The record is from RefSeq and is a predicted model, not a curated record. The transcript has 14 exons. Lineage: Eukaryota; Metazoa; Chordata; Actinopteri; Pleuronectiformes; Cynoglossidae.
GUGUAACCUAAGUUUGUUUCGUGCUAUUACGUCACAAGAAAUCCACCAACCACGUUGGUGCUCAUUAACCGUCACUGUCCUGACUUGUUCACAACUUGGUGUUUUCCCGAGUGUUUUUAAAAGCAACACGGGCGUCCGAUCUGUGGGAUUUUAAAGUCAAAGUCGACCUCCUCUUCGUCCUCCGCCGUCUCCAUCUCGUCAUUGCUGAUGUUUCCUAUCCGAGCGGCUCCUAGUCUGGUGUGGCGAGGGGCAGACAUUCCCCGUAAAUUGAUUCUGUCCAGCGGGAGGCUCGGCUUCAGCCCACUCCCUCGGUGCCGGGAACAUGUCAGCAGCCGUGUCCGUGAAGCGGCACUGCUACUCAGAGCAGGACAGCCGGGGAAAGGAGGCAGGAACAUCCACAGCUCCGCGGCUGCUAAUGACAUCUCUGUAAACUUUGACCUGACGCAGGAGGCCUAUAGGAGCAAAGACUCGUUAGAACUGCUCAGAAGUCUGGUGGUUUUUAAACUCUGCUCCUAUGACUUCAUGGUUGAUAACAAUCAAGAGAUUAUGGGCCUGGGUCAGAAGCUUCUGGGCCAGCGGGGCUUUAACCAGUUGAUGAAGAUGACAUUUUACGGCCAGUUUGUGGCCGGUGAGGACCAGAGAGCGAUCCGGCCGUUGAUCCUAAAGAACCAGGCCUAUGGCGUUGGCUCCAUCCUUGACUACAGCGUUGAGGAAGACAUUGGCCAGAAGCAGACAGACCCUGAAGAGACAAGCAAUGCGUGCAGCUGCACUGCAGAGGAGACGAGCGUAGGCAAAGACCAAGGACAGAACAAACAUAAGGGGCAUGAACAGUCUGGGGACGGCUGUGGAGGAGUGACUGAAGAUUCCACCAAUGAGACCAAAUGUGACCAGCAUAUGGAGACCUUUAUCAAAUGCAUAAAAGCGUCAGGUGGGGGUUCAAUGGACAGUUUUUCUGCCAUCAAAGCUACAGCUCUUGGACAACCUCAGUUCCUGGUAAAACUAUCAGAGGUCCUGGUGAAAUGGCAACGUUUUUUCAACUUCCUGGCGUUACAGCUUGGAGGAGAUGGCAAAGAAAUCUCACAGCAGAAGCUGAACUUGAAUGAACUACAGGAACACUUGACCAAACUUGGUGCCAAAGGCGAUUUUUAUGGUUGGUUUUCUAAGAAGAAUGGGCAAACAUCAGGAACCAUUGACCUGCUUGACUGGAACAGCUUGAUAGAUGACAGAGCACAGACGUCAGACCUCCUUGUUGUUCCGAAUGUAAAGAAAGGUGUGCUGGAGCCACUGCUGGAGAGGUUUACCACAGAGGAUGAGGAACAGAUGAAGAGGAUAUUACAGCGUUUGGAAAUAUUAGCCAAGCAUGCCUUGGAGAACGGUGUUCGAUUGAUGGUGGAUGCAGAACAGACGUACUUCCAGCCAGCCAUCAGUAAACUGACGUUAGACAUGCAGAGGAUUUAUAACCGAGAAAAAGCGGUCAUUUUUAACACAUACCAGUGCUACCUGAAGGAGGCCUACGACAACAUAACUACAGAUGUGGAAAAGUCGCGACGCGAGGGUUGGCAUUUCGCCGCCAAGUUGGUGCGUGGGGCCUACAUGCACCAGGAGAGAGAGAGGGCACAAGAAAUGGGUUAUGAAGACCCUAUAAACCCUGAUUACGAGUCCACUAAUAGAAUGUACCACAGGUGUCUGGACUACGUGCUUGAUGAGAUUGCACUUCGCAGAAACGCCAACGUAAUGGUUGCUUCCCAUAAUGAAGACACAGUGAAAUACACCAUCAGGAGAAUGAAUGAGCUGGGUCUCUCCCCCACGGAGAACAAGGUGUACUUUGGUCAGCUGCUGGGCAUGUGUGAUCAGAUCAGCUUCCCCUUGGGCCAGGCGGGCUUCCCCGUCUACAAGUAUGUUCCAUAUGGGCCAGUGGGUGAGGUGAUGCCUUACCUGUCUCGCAGAGCCCAGGAGAACAGAGGCAUCAUGAAAGGCGUCCAAAAGGAGAGGGAACUGCUGUGGAGGGAGCUAAAACGCAGACUCGCCUCCGGGGAGCUUCUCUACAGACCGGUUCACUGA